Molecule: messenger RNA, 5538 nt
Organism: Astyanax mexicanus (Mexican tetra)
Lineage: Eukaryota; Metazoa; Chordata; Actinopteri; Characiformes; Acestrorhamphidae
Gene: minar1
Product: membrane integral NOTCH2 associated receptor 1
Exons: 4
Coding region: 313-3009 (898 amino acids)
Biological process (GO): negative regulation of TOR signaling; negative regulation of cell population proliferation
Cellular component (GO): plasma membrane
Source: RefSeq, a predicted model, not a curated record
CCCCCUGCGCAAAACAAGCGGGACUCUGGAGAGCAAUCGCGAGCGAGCGAGCAGCUCCGGAAGACAGAGCGAGCGCGAGCGAGAGCGCGAGCUGAAGGAUGUGACCGACUGGACUUGUCCUGCUUUAUUUAUUGCCAUCGCACUGCAGGAAUGCCAAAGGAUGAAAUGCACGCGGGAGGACGGACGAGCAUCACUCGCCAGCGCGCGCAUACGGACUGAGCUUCACUUCUCCCGAUCCUUAGGACGCCCAGAUGGAAUGGAAAAAUAGGUUAUCAUCUCUUCUCUAAGAUAAGAAUCGGCGCGCUCACAGUAAUGGAUGCAGUGCCAGAGUAUUCCCUUUUCCUCGUCCGAAUUCUGGAGGAACUAGACACCAAGUACAGCACUGUGUCAUAUCAGGAUCUGUGCAAAUCCCUGUGUGCUCGCUUCGACCUGGUCCACCUGGCAAAGCUGAGGAGCCUGCUGUUCUACACAGCAUGCCUGGACCCAAGUUUCCCUGCCACACUCUUUAAGGACAAGAUGAGGUGUUCGGUUGAAGACCAGCAGUCCAAGAAGUUGAUGGUAGCGGCGGAUAUCGUCACCAUGUUCAACCUCAUCCAGAUGAACGGUGGCAUGGCUAAAGACAAGCUGCCAAUGAGUCACAGACCCAAGUUUCAUAAGAACCAGUCCUUCGAGUCCUGCAGGUCUGACACAGACGUCUACAAGUAUAACGACUGUGACAGGACAUAUGACUUCCCGGAGAGAAGAGUUCAUCACGUCUCUCGGGUGUCGCCCUGCCCUAAAUCAGAGUGCAACAACUGUCAGCCCUUCAUACCAACCUCAGACCCCAAUUUCCUCCUGGGAGUCAACAAGGAUCUGAAAUGUAGAGCAGCAUCACUGGAUAAGUUACAGCAUCUGCCUCAGUACCCCAGUGCCAGUCCUCCUCCAUGCGAGAUGCAGAGCACCUACUUUCCAAUGGACAUUGACAGCGAGUCCACCACCGACCAGGAGUCCCUGCACAUCAACCCAAACGGCAAAGAUGUUUUCCUGCCCAACUCAGAGCCUUUCACUGUGCACUCGUGCGUGCAAAAGCGGAAUAUUUUCAAGGAAGAUUUUCACAACCUUGUUGCCUUUUCGCCCCACGUGGUCUCUACAGAGUCCAGGUCCAGUGCCAGAGGCGGUGGAGACUACCACAGGAGGGAGCUGCACAAGCCGCCCACCUUCUUUAAUCACAGCUUCGAGCUGCCGUACAGCAACCCUUACUUCGAACCCGCCAACUCACCAAUUCAGAACAAAACUCGAGCGAAGCACGAGAGUCUAGACGACUUGCAGGCGUCCACGUAUUUUGGGCCGACGACGGUCACAGAGUGUGUUAACACCAGAAGGACUACUGGGAAGCCAAGUAGGCAACAAGCUUGGCCCGUCAAGAGUUUAAGCCUAAACACGGAGGACAGCCCUGACUUUGAGAGGUCCUUUUUGAACAGCAAGGUGCCAAAAGACAAUCACCGCCAUAACAUCAGCACCAUGGACAACGACCAACACUUCCAGUGUGCCAAAGAGAAGUCCACAGCCUCUCCGGCAGGAUACUCCAAGAAGUCUAACGGACCCAAGAUGAAAGAGAUGUCCUCUGUUGCUUGUGGCCCCAGUGUUGAAAAGAGAGAAGGCGGUAAGAGGUUCAAGGACAAGAGUAUCAAUUGCCCAUCGAUCCAGGCUGCUAACCUAAACGAUGGCCUUAGUGUAGGGACACAGACAGAGCAGUCUGAACAAAGGAAACUGAAAGACUACAGCAUCCUCAGCAAGUAUGGAGAGAGGCCUUCUUUCAAACAAGUGGAGGAGGAAUGUGAGAUGAUAAGCGAUGACAUUAGCGACAUAUUUCGCUUUCUGGAUGAUAUGAGCGUAUGUGGAUCCCUUGGAAUUACCCAGUCGUCCUGCUACAACAGCAACGGUUCACUCUCUCAGGUUGGCAAGUCGGAUGGAGAUAGCUCACCCGAGCACAACACCAUCAAACUGGGAAAGUCUGCCAUCAGGCUGGACCGCCUCUUCCACUCUCUGGAGAACUCCGAUGACGAGCUCAAGGCAAGCGUCUGCAAACUGGUCCUCAGGAUUGGUGAGAUCGAGAAGAAGCUUGAGUCCCUCUCAGGAGUGCGUGGUGAGAUUUCCCAGGUCCUGUCCAAGCUCACGAGGCUGGAUGAGAAGAUUCAAGAACCUGAAGCAAACGGUAAAUCCAGCGACUGUGGCAAGUCUCCGCAGAUGCAUGCGGACGUGAACCUGUCACCUCACGUGUUUCAGUGCCACACCACAGGGCACAAUGUAAAAGUGGACACAAACCAGGAGUGGUGCUGCUCGGAUGCCAGCGGCAGCGAAAGCCUGAGAGUGAAAGCUUUGAAAAAGAGCAUGUUCACCCGCAGGUCGUCUAGGUCGCUGACGGAGGAAAACAGUGCCACGGAGUCCAAAGUGGCCAGCAUCACUAACUCACCUAGAGACUGGAGAACUGUCUCCUACUCUAGUCAUCCAGUGGAAGAAAUUAAAGAGAAGGACAGGCAUGGAGAAGGCAAGGAGCGACACAGGAAAUCCAAAGAGACAGAUCGACAGUAUGAUGCCCACCAGGCCCACCGUUCUUCCAAGCCUCCCAAGGACUCCUACCUAGUCGAGCAGGUGUUCAGCCCCCACCACUUCCCCCCUUCCGUCAAGUCCCACGUCAAGGGCAGCCCCCUCUACACUGACCUGCGAUUGGCCGGCGUGCCCGAUGGCAAGCGUCCGCAGCCCUCUUGGACCAUAGAGGAAUUCAAACGCAACUCAGGAGACAAGAGCAAACUCAGUGCACUGGACCUGCAGACCCAGGAGUCCCUCAAUCCCAACAAUCUGGAGUACUGGAUGGAGGACAUCUACACACCAGGCUACGAUUCGCUGCUGAAACGCAAGGAGGCAGAGUUUCGCAGGGCCAAAGUGUGCAAGAUUGGUGCUCUGAUCGCCGCGGCAGCCUGCACUGUGAUACUGGUCAUCGUGGUGCCCAUUUGCACUAUGAAGUCCUGAGGUCUUUUUUCUACGUUACCAAUGAAACACAGGCGGUCUUGUUUAGUUUAGUAGGGAUCUUAUUUUUUUGUGCCUAGCUUGAGCCGCGUUGUGGAUUUAACGGGAACUCCAAUGGGGGAUGACCACUCAAAGAGGACGUUUGGCUUGAUUCAGGGGAAAAGACCUAAAUAACUGGCCUUAGUGUCUAACAGGAUGGUUGUGGAAAAACACUAAUCUAAACACUUACUCUUUGAUGUUUGUUCUUUUUUAUUUCCAGUAGACGAUAUUUGACUUGAACAAUAAUUUGUUAGACGAGCACUUUUAUGGAAUAUAGAUAAUGUACUCUCGUUUUAUAGCCCAUAUUUAAUGUACUAAAUGGAUCUGUUUAAAUCCUUGACACCUUUAUGUUUGUUGCAAUAGACACUACACCGGAGGAAGUGUAUUAUAUUUUUAAUUUUACUAUGAUUCUAUGAGAGUUAUUUUUCAAUGAAUUCACAAACAGAAUGUGACGCGACAGAGAAAGGUUUAUCUUUUUUUACAAAUCAGGAACGUUUUCUUGGGUUUUGUGCAAUGUUUCUUUUCCUAAGCAAGAAACCGAGAUACGACAGAUGAAGAAAUAGCUCUAUAUAUAUAUUGAAGAAAGGAAAACGUGACAGAUGAACUGAAUGUAUGACGGGCCUUUGUGUAUUAUACGAGGAGGGUGAAAUAAUUCCUCUGCUAAUGUUUACUCAUGUUAUUUAAUUAGUGCUGAGCUACAUGUAACUCCAAAUCAAUGACAUACUUGCUUCGUAGUUCAGGAAGCGAGUGGAACAGCUCAGUAGGCCUACUGCUUCUUUUGUGAUCAUUCUUUGCCUUGUUCUUUCAGAACUGCUCUUUAUUUACUUGAAGCUCCUCAUUUUUUCCAGUUCCAGUAGCUCAAUAUAUACAGAGUAGGAUGGAGUUUUUGGACUGGAGUUAGGACAACGUCAUCUGUGUCUAUACGUGUCUUUACUGGGAUGUAGCAUUCAGUAACCUUUCACUCAAAGAACCCUUGGGAGCACUGGACACCAAUGGCCAGGUGGUAAGAAGGUCAGUUAUGACUCACGUUCGCACAAAUAAUCAGCAGCUUGAUCAAUUUGUUUGAUUCAAAUGUAAUUCCACAUGAGCAAACUGUACAGUAUAACAUUUAAGAAAGGUUUCUACUCUAUAUCCUUGUUUUAAAAAAGUAUCUAAAGUACUUUGUCCAGUGGCCUAUAAGUUCCCUGAUCAGUGGACCCCAAGUACAAUCACCAGUUGAACCCAAAGACCCAUGCCAGGGGGCCCCAAAGUUCCCUGCCCAGUGCACAGUACUUUGCACAUUGGAAACCCAUUCCCUUGCCAGUGGCCCCCAAGUUCUAUUUCAAGGGGAAUCCAAGUUCCCUGCCAAGUAGCCCUCAUGUUUUCUUCUAAGUUGCUGGUCAUGCUGAUUAACCAGCUAGUUUCCUAUUGACAUCCAAGUUCCCUUUUCUGUGUUCAGACCCCAAGUUCCCUGCUCAGUGGCACUUAAGUUCCCUAAACAGUGUCCCCAUGUUCCCUGCCCAGUGGCACUUAAAUUCCCUGAACAGUGUCCCCAAGUUUCCUGCCCAAUGGCAAUUCAAUUUAGUGUACCUUGUCUCCAAGUUCCUUUACCAGUGACACUUGAAUUCCCUGAACCGUGUUGCCAAGUUCCCUGCUCAGUGGCACUUGAAUUUACAAUACACAGCCCCUUACUUUUCUAUCCAUGUGUACGCAAAGUCUUAGGCCAGUAGCCCCAAGUUUCCUGCCCAGUUGCAAUCAAGUUCUUUACUAUUGAAUGUUAAAAAGUGAGGUCCCUUAACCUGUCAAUCAGGUGGUUAGUUCAAAAAAGAUUCUGUCUUGUCAAACCACACAACACCAGCUAUGAAAUAAGGACCAACCUGGAAAAGUCAAGUAAAAUGAAAUAGAAUCGAUGUAAUAGACUCAUUUGAAUCAAGCAAAUUCGAUGCAUUUCUUACUUCAAUGCAGAGCUCUAAAAUCAAUGAUCAAGUCUGCUCAAUACUUACUGGAAUUCAACGAUUACACUUACUGUCACUUUUGUCAAUUUGAAACAGAAGAGCAAACAAUAACCCACUACAGUCGUGACUCUAUGUCCAAAAUGACACUUCCACUUAUUGUUCAAAUCGCUGCACUUGUUCAUAUGUGGUUUUAGAGCAUCUGCUUGUCUGUUUUCGCUCUAUAGCAUAUCAGUAGGACUGGGGGAAUUCUAAAAUUCUAAAAAUUCCAGCUAGGAGUGAGACACAGCACUUUUGGCAACAGCCUUCACUUUCUUUCUUUCUUUCUUUGAUUGUUGUUUCUAAUCGUCAACUGACCUUCUGAUUAACAACAGGCUGUUUUGAAUGUGACUUUCGUAAGAUGGAUUACAAAUCUGUCGGGUGACUUUGCCUUUACCACAGGAACUGUGAGCUCUAGUACACUGUAAGAUCCUGUACAUACAACUUCAGGUUCAAAGUGCAUAAUGUAAAAGAGAUGUAACUGGAAUAAUAUUCUAAUAAAACUCUUAUUGUUCUGACUGUU